AGGGAACCAAGAGAUGCUGUGCAUUUCUCUCGUCCCCCUGACACAGCCACUAGGUGACGAUGCUUCCAAUUCUCUUUAAAGAAACCUUGCUUUCUCAGGCCCAGGUGUCCAGCUGCACACCAAGGACGUCCCUGGCUCCCAGGCGCGGUUCCCAGGCCGAAGGCCGAGCUCCCCUCCGAACCCCCAUUCCAGCAGACCUUGCUCCUGGCAUUGUGGAGCAGCCAUUUCACGUCAGCCUUUUCUCCUGGCAGUCAGCUUACCGCCGUAACCUCUGCCAUCGGGGCGCCCGAGAGCCGUGUGAGGUCAGCAGAGAGUCACUGUCAGCCUUUGAGCUCCCAAAGGUGGGUGGCCGUAAGUGCCCUGAGCGUCCAGCUCGCAUUGAGUACUGCUGGUGGCACUCGAGGCGUGGACGUCUGGAUGGUGGAAUGGGAGACGCCGAUGUCCUGCUGCUGGAACGAGAGACGCUGAUGUGCUGCUGGUGCAGGAGGAGACUUGAAGGUGCUGCUGCUUAGAGGUGCUGAGGAGCCGGCAGCCUCCGUCCCGGUGGCUGAGCAUGCUACUCUUAAUUAGUGCUCUACCCUUCCUAUCUUUUUACUAAGGUGGAUAGAGAGAAAUGCACAUAUCUGUUUAUUUCCUGGUAAGAAAUGUAAGAGCCUUGUAUCUGCAUAUUCACCAGAUUCAUCCCAGCGCCCUUGGUACUGGGGAUCUGUGUUGAUCUGUAAUAAAGAGCAAUCGGUAGCACACCAAGUCUCCGUGACCUUGCAUCUAACAGAAUCGUCCAAAUCCCCGUUGUGAUCUCUCUAUAGCUGUGGGCUGGCUAAGCUGUCUGUUGGAUGGUGACAAUGGGAAAUGAUUGGGAUGGGAAAUGAUGAGUGGGCCGAGAGAUCAUUGCUGGGAUGGGAAGACUUCCUUGGGGUGGGAAGCCAUUGGGAUAGGAAAUCAAAGGGAUGGGAAAUCUUCCCUGGGUUUGAAAUCAUUGGGAAGCAAAAGCAUUGGGAUGGGAAAUCACUCCCGGGAUGGGAAAGUAUUGGGAUGGGAAGUGUUUAAUGGGGCGGGUAACAUUCACUGGGCAAGGAAGUACUUGGAAAAGUAAUCAGAGAGAUGGGAAUUCUUUGGGAUGAGAUCUCUUUGGAUUAAGAAACGCUUCGUGUCGAUGGGAAAUAUCUCGUAUGGGACUCUGUUAUCAUGUGAAAUUGUAAGGAUGGGAAAUGACCGUUAGGAUGAAAAGCUGGUACUGGGACGGGAAACGCUUGGGACGGGAAAGUGUUGGUGUGAAACCGUCCUGGGCAUGGCAAAUGAUGCGUGGGAGGGAAAGCCUGAUGGGGAUGGAAAAGUCUUGCGAUGGGAAGCCUGCUUGGGUCCAAAGCCUGCAGUCCUCACCAAGAUGGCGGCCAGGGGCUGGUCAGCCGUUGGGACGGAACCCCCGUUGCCCGGGCUCCCCAACCGACCGCCCCACUCUCCAGCCACCAUGGCAGAGGGUUUCCCCAGACGGCUUCCGCGGUUUCCGCAGACGCAAAACUCCCCCUUCGUCGUCCCAGCCGUGCCGCCAACGGUGGCUGCCUGGCUGCUGCCCUCCCUCCCCGGAGCGACGGCGCUGCCCUUGCAGCCCCCCCAGGUACCCACCCUCCCCUACGCGCUGCCCCAGGCCACCGUCUGGCACGUGGUGCCGGGGGUCCAGGGCCAGGUGCUGCAGCUCCCCGCCGGGGUGCAGCUGCCAGCUGGGGGGCACCUCCCACCCGAGGGGCACCACCUGCAGCUUGGGCAGCUCCCCGCCGUGGGGCAGCUCCCUGCUGUGGGGCAGCUCCCCCACACCGCUCCUCCGUGUGCCCCCGUCUACCAGUGGGGACAGCCCGUGGUGACGGGGACGGUGCUGCCCCAGGAUCCCCUCUGGUUGGGGCCCGGGGCCGUGCUCCAUGGGGAGCUCCUGCACCCCGCAGGCACCUGCCUGCUGCAGGCCCCUGCCCACCCCGGCCCCCCACCACUCCUCGUCCCGGGGCCUCCGCUGCGGGGGCAGGCGCUCCUCGCGCCCCGCACCCUGACCAGCAGCCGGGGGCAGCUGCCGGAGCCCUGCGACCACGCCGUGGGGCUCAGCGAGGACCAGGGGCCCCCGCUGCCCGGCCCCACUCCCCCCGAGCCUGCCCAGGCUCCAACGACCGCCAGCACCCAGACGGUGACGCCCGACGCGGCGACAGUUGCAGAGGUGCCUGAGGAGCCCCUGGAGCUGCUUGAGCUGGGCCCCGAUGCCUUCGCCGAGGCCUUUCCCUACCUGGCAGGGGACAGCCAGCAGCUGCAGCACCUGCAGGACCAGCUCCCGGCCGACCUGGACAUCUCCGGCUUGGAGGAGCUGCUCAGCUGGCUCGAUGCCGUGAAGCCCCAGGACGCCUUCCCCGGUGUCCCCAGCAGUCCUGUGCUCGGCCGCUUCCUCUCUGAGCUGCCCGACCUCUCCGAGGACAUCGAGGAGCCGAGCGCACAGGGACUGGCAGCCACCAGAGCGCUGGGUGAGGUACCCUCAACCCCUGGGGUGCACCCCGAGAAGGUGCGGGGUGGGCGGUCGGUGCAGCCCCCUGCUGUGCCGGCAGUGAGCUCCCCCCUCAAGCCUGCAGCCAGUCCCCAGCUCAGUGCCCUCAGGAGACCCCUGCCCAACCCUCCCUUCACUCUCCCCAAAAGGCCCCCCCACCCUGAAUUCCUCACUGCCCUUAGCAGACCCCUGCCCAACCCUCCCUCGCGUCCCCUCAAGAGACCCCCCGACCCUGAAUUCCUCACUGCCCUUAGGAGACCCCUGCCCAAUCCCCCUCUGAGUCCCCUCAAGAGCCCCCCCGACCCUGGAUGUAUUAGAGCCCUUAGGAGACCCCUGCCCAAUCCCCCUCUGAGUCCCGUCAAGAGCCCCGCCGACCCUGAAUUUAUUAGAGCCCUUAGGAGACCCCUGCCCAAUCCCCCUCUGAGGCCCCUCAAGAGCCCCCCGCCUGCCCCUGCGCCCACCGGCACCAAGUGGGGGGCCAAGCGCCCCGCGCCCACCAGCACCCCCAGCCAAGCAGGCAGCGGCAGGCAGCAGCCGGCGAGCGACAGCACCAGGGCGCCCGGCAAGAGAGCCCGAAGCCCGGGGGCUGCUGGGGGGCAAGGAGCAGCGGCACCGCCUCCCCGGAGAACGCAGCUGCUGCUGGAGCCCCCCCCCAUUAAGCCCCGUGCCCGUGCCCGUGCCGUGCGGGCCCAGGACAGGCUCCGUCCCCAAGCCAUCGGGGACAAGACGCUGCAGCGCCAGCACCCGGGGCCAAAGACCCCCAGCGAGACUUUGCAGCCGCUGGGGGCCAGGGCGAAGGCGCUGGGGCCAGUGCGCCAGCCGCCCUGUGUGCAGCCGCAGCCCACCUCCAGCGGCCCCAGCAGCAUGCCCAGGGCCCCGCCGACGGUGCCAGGCUCCGGCGCUGUGCCCGCUGCCCCCCGGCCCCCAGCUGGCGACAGGGCCCAGGCGGUGCCGGCACCACCAGGCAGCGCGGCGCGAGCGUGGAGAGCUCCCCUGCAGCAGGCGCCCAGAGCCCCGUGCCUGCCAGCCGCGGGGGGCCAAGCGCAGCGGGAGGCUCUGCCCACGCAGCCGCGCACGCUGCAGCGUCCGGCGCAGCCCCGCGUGGACUACGUGCCCUGCGUGCGGCCCUGGGCGGGCAGCGGCGCGGCACCCACGCCGCUGGAGGAGCAGGAGUCGUCGGCGCCCAUCACGCCGCAGCAGCGUCCCGAGCGGGAGCGCCUGAAGAAGCUGGCCCAGGAGGAGCGGCAGCGGGCGGCCCACCAGACGAAGAUCGGCCCCGUGCAAUUCUUCGAGCAGCGGCAGAAGGACCACGCCAUAGCCAAGUAUUACGGCUACCCGUGAGCCUGCGCUCCUCGACGGCCCCCGCAGCACCCAGGCCCGCUCAGCAUGCAGGCACAGAGACCUCUGCAGGCGCCUGCUCCAGCUUCAGACACGCUCCUCAGCCCUUGCCCCUCUCGCUCGCCCUCUCCCUUCUCCAGUGCUGGAGCUAGGCAGUGUUUGCCACUGUCAGGGAUGGGCAACUGGGGCAAUGGGAAAUGCGCGGGUCACGAAUGAACGUUGCAAUGGGAAGCUGUUGGGAUGUUGGCAAUAGCUGGGGUGGGAAAGGUUGGGCAUGGGAACUGCUUGUUGGGACACCAAAUGGCUGAGAUCCAAAACUUAUUUCUUCUUUCGGGUCAUUUCUCUUAUUUAGUGCCUUCCUUAUUAAAUUCCUCUAGUGUAGGUGUUCACUCAGCAAGGCCUGUGCCUGCAGCUGUUCUUGCACUGGGAUGCCGAGGGGAUUUCAUGCAGCCCGCUCCCGCUGCCCAUGCUCAGUCCGUGCAUGGAUGUGGGCAUGACCAGCACGGACGGGAGAAAAUGGGUGGACGGCUGGGUGGAUGGGAGGGUGAUGGGAGCUGGGAAUUCAGCCUUGGGAUCAGAAACGGGAGGUUGUUGGGAUAGGAAAUGAUCAGGGGGAUGGGAAGUCAUGAUGGGGAUAGGAAUUCAUUAGAAUGGGAAAAAUUGGUUUUAUUUUUAUUUCAUUAAAUUUACUUUAUUGACUGGGUUGUACAGGAUGGCAUUUCUUUAGUUUCUCUUCCUUUUCUACCCUAUUAAACUCUCUUUAUCACAACGCA
This is a messenger RNA of Cygnus olor (mute swan), 4629 nucleotides long. Its product is annotated as basic proline-rich protein-like. Lineage: Eukaryota; Metazoa; Chordata; Aves; Anseriformes; Anatidae. Bases 1289 to 3859 code for a protein of 856 amino acids. The transcript has 3 exons. The record is from RefSeq and is a predicted model, not a curated record.